Molecule: messenger RNA, 1280 nt
Organism: Pseudopipra pipra
Lineage: Eukaryota; Metazoa; Chordata; Aves; Passeriformes; Pipridae
Product: kelch-like protein 10
Molecular function (GO): protein binding
Source: RefSeq, a predicted model, not a curated record
AUGCCAGAGCUGGGGGACCCCGGCAGCCUGGAGGGGGGAGCACGGAGAGGGAGGAGCCCCGAGACCCCCGGGAGCCUGAAACGGGGGGCGUGGAGAAGGGGAAGCCUGGACAGUGGGGACCCCUGGGAUCCCCCGGACGAUGAAGUGGGAAACCUGGAGAGAGGGAAUAUCCGGGAAUGUGGCACCCUGAAGGCGAGACCUCCCAGCAGGGAGAAGCCCUUCAAGUGCUUGGGAUGUGAGAAGAGCUUCAAGAAGAGCUCCAGCUUCCUCACCCACCAGCACAUCCACUCUGAGGAACGGCCCUACAGGUGUGGGAAGUGUGGGAAGAGCUUUGCCCAGAGUGGACACUUGUCCAAACACCAGCGGACCCACCCACAGUCAUCCUCCAACGUGGAGAGGGAGAUGAGCAAAAGCAAGUGGAGCAUCGCCAACGAGCUCCGGCUUGAAGGGACAUUCUGUGAUGUGGUUUUAAGAGUUCAUGGAGUUGAAUUCAAGGCUCACAAGCUCAUCCUCUGUUGUUGCAGUACCUACUUCAGGACUCUGUUUACCAGCACAGACAAGAUGGUCUAUCAAAUCCCUGGUGUUUCAGCUGAAAUGAUGGGUCUCAUCAUCGAUUUCGCCUACACUGGGACAGUACCGAUCACAGAGGACAACGUUGAGAGUUUGCUGGCUGCAGCCGACCAGUUCAAUGUCAUGGGCAUUGUCAACCUGUGCUGCGAGUUCCUCCAUUCCAGGCUCUGCUUUGAGAACUGCAUUGGCAUCUGGAGAUUAACUAGCUAUUACUACUGCCCUGACCUGCGCGCAGCCGCCUGCGCGUACAUCCUGCAUCACUUCGAGGAGGUGUCCCAGGUGUCCGAGGAGUUCCUAGACCUCUCUGCUGAGGAGCUGGCACACAUCAUCGAGAAGGACGAGCUCAACGUGAGGCGAGAAGAAGCCAUGCUCGAGGCUGUGCUGAGGUGGAUCACUCACGACCCGCAGAACAGGAGGCAGUACAUCGCCUGCUUGCUGGACAAGGUUCGACUGGCACUCCUACAGUCGAACAACGUCGAAGCUCACGAGUACGUGAAGGACAGUGCUGAGGGCAAAGAUCUCAUCAUCAGGGCCCUGUCAGAAAUCUAUGACUUUUUUAUAGAUUAUUAAAGAAUAAAUUUGCAGAUCGAAGUAAGAGACAACUCAAUAAUGUUAUAAUGUUAUAUUUAGCGUUUUGUUAAAAGCACAAGUUUGAGAGUUGUGUAAUAACUAACCACAAGAUCUGUUGAGUUGCUGACUAACAAACCACA